This is a messenger RNA of Theobroma umbraticum, 1838 nucleotides long. NCBI's taxonomy places the organism in Eukaryota, Viridiplantae, Streptophyta, Magnoliopsida, Malvales, Malvaceae. The record is from RefSeq and is a predicted model, not a curated record.
UUAAUUAUUGAUUUAACCAAAAUAUUAUUUGUCGUUUUUUAAUGACAUUGACGUGACAUGAUAAUAUGUCAUAAUAAUUAAUGAUGUAACAUAAUAAUAUGACCACAUGUCAUUUUCACCAUCACAUUAACAUAGUGAAAGUUUUUUAAUUAAUGACAAUUAAUCAGCCAUUAAUUAUAAAUAUUAUUUUUUGAACUUAAUUGAAAAUAAUAAAAAUAGAAGGAUUUAUUUAAAUUUUUUAAAAUAAUUUAACAGUUUUAUCAGACAUUAUACCAAUAACCUUAUCUACUUAAAAUCAUUUUUCUCUUGUGCUGAAUUUGUUCCCUGCACUUAAGUUUUGGUUUUGUGUAUAAGCAAACAAAAUGGAAAACUUUCAUUUUUGGCCACUAAAAAGUCCGUGCUUUCCUUUUUCCUUACAUACUUUGAUACUCACAUUUUAAGUAAAAUUGAAAAUUUUAAAUAGAGUAAAGUCAAUUAUGAUAAUUUAACUGCAUUCGAGCAUUUGACUCAUUGAUUGGUGUAUUAUCCCAUUUUCAAAUCCCUCUUCCUUUAAUUAUAUAAAAAAAAACUAUAAUAAGUUAACAAAGACAAAAUUAGUGAUUAUAUUUUACAAUUGAUGGUUACUUGCUGACUGCUAUUAAAAUGUUUCGUCAUCAUUGGCCACACUAGAAUGAAAAGGUUCUGUGGAAUGCCAAUCAAGCAUUCAAGUGAUAUAAAUUUAGAAUCGUCAAAUGCAGCCUUAAGAUUCUUAAAUUAACAGUUUGUCGUAUUCAUAUAUGGGAUGAAGGCAUGUACAUUGGCAAUGCAAUUUCAGAAUGCAUGCCCUAAUUAGCUUUCCAUUUCAUUUUCGUCAGACUGACUACAAUAUUCUGUUAUGGCAGUUGGAUCGAGACCGAAAGCUCAGGGCGUGAUCUUCUACGAUGCCAAAGGAGUAAGGCACACGGCUUUCUUGAAAAAUAAGUCCAGGAGUGAGGUAAUUUCAUCAGCAGGAGCAAUUGGAAGUCCACAGUUGUUAAUGUUGAGCGGUAUUGGGCCCGCCCCUCAGCUGGAGGCGCUUGGUAUUCAGGUGGUGCUGAACCAUACUAUUGUGGGUCAAGGAAUGGCUGACAAUCCAUUAAACGGUCUCAUCAUUCCGUCUCCUGUGCCCGUUGAGCUCUCACUCGCUGUAAUUGUGGGCAUCACCAAAUUGAAUAAUUAUAUUGAAGCUGCCAGUGGAUUUGGUUUGUCUGCCCUUUUCGUCGCUCAAAGUCCUGCCAACUUCAAUAAGGUCAGAAAAAGCUUUAUGACAUCCCAAGAGGCAAUGGAUAAUUCACCAACGAAUCUUGGGUUUAUUGUGGAGAAGUUUAACGGUCCAAUCUCAGAGGGUUAUCUUGAGCUUCAAAGCACAAAUGUGAGUGACAGCCCUAAAGUCAAGUUUAACUAUUUCCAGGCAUCGGAGGACUUAAGGAAGUGUGUCCAAGGCAUGAAAACCAUCAUCAGCGUCGUGAAUUCCAAAUCAUACUCGAGAUUUCGUUAUAGCAACACAACAAUACAAGAUCUUCUAACCAUGAUGGCGAGCAUUCCGAUGAACCUGAGACCACAACGUCCUAAUUCUACAAUUUUAUUGGAACAAUACUGCAUACACACUGUCAUGACCUUUUGGCAUUAUCAUGGAGGGUGCCAAGUUGGAAAGGUUGUUGAUGGCGAUUACAAGGUUCUUGGUGUAGAUAGGCUUAGGGUUAUAGAUGGUUCUACCUUUAAUUUCUCCCCUGGGACUAAUCCUCAGGCUACACUUAUGAUGCUUGGAAGGUAAUGCUAUUAUUUAUUACCAUUUUUUUAUAUAUUUAGAAGUUUGAAUA